Molecule: messenger RNA, 702 nt
Organism: Metarhizium album ARSEF 1941
Lineage: Eukaryota; Fungi; Ascomycota; Sordariomycetes; Hypocreales; Clavicipitaceae
Product: Rab5-like protein ypt51
Exons: 3
Coding region: 1-702 (233 amino acids)
Molecular function (GO): GTP binding; GTPase activity
Source: RefSeq, a predicted model, not a curated record
AUGGCUGAUUCUGCGAAUGCUCCGAAACCGAGCAGCAGCGUCAAACUGGUUCUUCUCGGCGAGGCUGCUGUUGGAAAGUCCUCGUUGGUCCUUCGAUUCGUCAACAACGACUUCCAGGAGAACAAGGAGCCCACCAUUGGAGCUGCUUUCCUGACACAAAAAUGUAACCUUCCCACUCGCACAAUCAAGUUCGAGAUCUGGGACACGGCCGGUCAAGAGCGCUUCGCUUCUCUGGCGCCCAUGUACUACCGAAAUGCCCAAGCCGCGCUUGUCGUCUACGAUCUUACAAAGCCCACGUCUCUCAUCAAAGCCAAGCACUGGGUCGCCGAGCUGCAACGGCAGGCAUCGCCCGGCAUCGUCAUCGCCCUUGUAGGAAACAAGCUAGAUCUGGCCAGCGACUCUGCGACGGAAAACGAAGCCGCUGACGAUGGCGAGGAGUCGGGCGGCGCCCGUCAGGUCUCGACAGAAGAGGCCAAGGCAUAUGCUGAAGAGGAGAGCCUGUUGUUCUUCGAGACCAGCGCAAAGACCGGCCACAACGUUACAGAAGUAUUUACCGCCAUCGCCAAUGCCAUCCCGGAAACGUCGUUAAAGUCAGCCAGAGGCGCCGGCGCCGCCGGUACCGCCAACCGAGCCGGCGAAGAGCAGAGAGUUAACUUGGGUGGCCCCAGGGAUGCUGGUGCAAAGGACGGAUGCGCUUGUUAG